This is a messenger RNA of Helianthus annuus (common sunflower), 1271 nucleotides long. Its product is annotated as rhomboid-like protein 20. Bases 144 to 1016 code for a protein of 290 amino acids. Lineage: Eukaryota; Viridiplantae; Streptophyta; Magnoliopsida; Asterales; Asteraceae. Gene Ontology annotation, molecular function: serine-type endopeptidase activity; protein binding. The transcript has 8 exons. The record is from RefSeq and is a predicted model, not a curated record. Gene Ontology annotation, cellular component: membrane.
ACAACAAUAGCUAGCUAGCUUUUGGCACAAGCAAACCCUAACCUACCAUUACAAGCCCUCAAAGAAUCAUCAUCAUCAUAAUCACAGAUCGGAGAACAAAAGAUCUGAACAGACCAAAGGCCUUGAAGGUCAUUGGUCCCAAGAUGAACGGCGGUCCAUCUGGUUUUAAUAAUGCUCCGAUCACUAGAACUUUCGUUGUUGCGUGUUGUCUGUUUACGAUCCUGUUUGGAAUCCAAGGUCGUUCCAACAAGCUAGGGUUCUCUCAUCAGGAUAUCUGGAAGAAGCUCCAGUUAUGGAAACUGAUUGUUUCAGUUUUUGCAUUUUCAUCUACACCAGAGCUGAUGUUUGGCGCAUAUCUUCUUUACUACUUUCGUGUGUUUGAAAGACAAAUAGGCUCCAACAAAUAUUCUGUGUUCGUCUCGUUCUCUAUAAUCGUUUCUACACUGCUACAACUUUUCGCCCAAGCGUUUCUCAAUGAUCCAGCUUUGAGUAUGCUCACAUCUGGACCCUACGGUCUCAUAUUCUCCUCCUUCGUACCAUUCUUUUUCGACAUUCCAGUUUCAACACGAUUCCGUGUAUCCAGCGUGUCUUUCUCCGACAAAUCUUUUAUUUAUUUAGCUGGUCUUCAGCUUCUAUUGUCAUCCUGGAAAAGAUCCUUAAUACCAGGCCUAUGUGGCAUCCUUGCUGGUUCUCUAUAUCGUUCAAAUGUGCUACGCAUCCGUAGGCUUAAGUUCCCAGAGUUCAUAUCCUCUUUCUUCUCAAGGCUUUCUUUUCCGUCUGUCGGUAGUACAUCAUCUGCUCCACCGCCUAGAAAUCCACCAUCGUUUGCCGCUCGUCAAGUGGAGGGUAAUUAUGGUGGUAGUCCGAUAUCAUCCGCCCCUGAACCGCCUGAAGAUUCAAUUGCAACACUGGUUUCAAUGGGGUUCGAUAGAAACUCAGCCAGACAAGCCCUUGUUCAUGCCAGAAACGACAUCAAUGCUGCCACUAAUAUUCUUCUGGAGGCACAGGCUCAUUGACUUAUGCCCCAUUUUUGAGUUUAAUGACGAAAGUUUCAUGCUAAGCUUAGUUUUAAUUUGUUGUGUUUUCUUUUAUUUGGUAGAGCUGGAUAUAUGUGUAUACUCAGAAGAACUUUUAGGGUUAAUUAAUGGAGACUAAAUCAUCUGGUUUGAUGAACGUAUUAAGAUGUAUAGUUGCAUUGCAUGCUAAACAUCUCUAAGCAACAUGUUCCCAUUUUUCAAGUAAUCUUAAAUCUUCAAUCAUGGUGUUGGUUA